GAAAGUACAAGGUCGGUGUUUCUAAUAAAGUGGAAGAUAACGUUCAGUGCAGAACGACCUGGGCGGGUUUUAAGCAGUGAAUGGGGUCCAAACGAUCUAUCUGGCAACCCUGUCUACCUGCCUGCAUUCCACACUGAGCAGCGCUGUCAGAAGCAAACGGGGAAAAUGGGUCCGAUGAAAAACAGAGUUUUUGUGGUUGGCGUGGGGAUGACAAAGUUUGAUAAACCUGGGGCAAGAGAUGGAGAUUAUCCAGAGAUGGCUAAGGAAGCAGGGGAGAAAGCCUUGGCGGAUGCUGGAAUUCCAUACUCUGCUAUAGAGCAAGCCUGCGUGGGCUACGUAUAUGGUGACUCCACUUGUGGUCAGAGGGCGAUUUACCACAGCCUGGGUCUGUCUGGCAUCCCCAUCAUCAACGUCAAUAACAACUGCUCCACUGGCUCCACGGCGCUCUACAUGGCCCGUCAGGUCAUCCAGGGAGGUUUAGCUGACUGUGUUCUUGCCUUGGGUUUUGAGAAGAUGGAGAGGGGCUCCUUGUCCGCUAAGUACAUGGACAGGACCAGCCCUAUGGACAAACACAUGGAAGUCAUGAUCAAUCGAUACGGAAUAGCAGCAGCUCCGGCGGCACCUCAGAUGUUUGGCAAUGCCGGCAGAGAACACAUGGAGAAGUAUGGCACCAAACCAGAACACUUUGCCAAAAUUGCCUGGAAGAACCACAAGCACUCCACCAACAACCCCUAUUCUCAGUUCCAGGAUGAGUACAGCCUGGACCAGGUGAUGAAGUCCCGCAAAGUCUUUGAGUACCUCACACUUUUACAGUGCUGUCCUACAUCUGACGGAGCUGGAGCAGCAGUGCUGGCCAGUGAAGCGUUUGUGAGGAGGCACCGGCUUCAGGGUAAAGCUGUGGAGAUCAUUGCUCAGGAGAUGACCACGGACCUCGCCAGCACCUUCGAGGAGAACAGCUGCAUCAAGAUGGUUGGCUACGACAUGACGCGCCUCGCAGCCAGGAAGUGUUUUGAAGCCGCAGGUCUGAAGCCCUCGGAUGUUGACGUUAUUGAGCUGCACGACUGCUUCUCCGCAAACGAGCUCAUCACCUACGAGGCCCUGGGCCUCUGCCCUGAGGGUAAAGCUGGAGAGCUGAUCGACAGAGGGGACAACACCUACGGGGGGAAGUGGGUGAUUAACCCCAGCGGAGGGCUCAUCUCGAAGGGACACCCUCUCGGAGCUACAGGUCUGGCCCAGUGUGCAGAGCUGUGCUGGCAGUUAAGAGGGGAGGCAGGUAAAAGGCAGGUCCCUGGGGCAAAGGUCGCCCUGCAGCACAAUAUUGGCCUCGGUGGAGCUGUGGUGGUCACACUUUACAGGAUGGGAUUCCCUCAAGAAGCAAGCUCACGGAUAGCUGCAGUGCCUACAGGUGCUGCGGCUGGCUUGGAGGGAUUUAAAGCUCACACAGUUUUUAAAGAAAUUGAGAAGAGGCUGAAGGAGGAGGGAGAGAGUUUUGUAAAGAAAAUUGGCGGCGUUUUCGCCUUUAAAGUGCUAAACGGGCCCGGCGGAAAAGAAGCGUUGUGGGUCGUGGAUGUGAAGAAUGGUAAAGGCUCGGUGGACAACGACUCAGGGAAAAAAGCCGACUGCACCAUUUCCAUGGCAGAUGCUGAUCUGUUUGAGUUGAUGACCGGGAAGCUGAAUCCACAGACUGCCUUCUUCCAAGGCAAGCUAAAGAUUACUGGGAAUAUGGGGAUGGCCAUGAAGCUGCAGAACCUACAGCUGACACCAGGGAAAGCCAAACUGUGAAGAUACAUGACGCUAUUUUGAGAUCCAGAGUGACCGCGUCCAUCCAAUUCAAGUCAAUGGUGAUCUCAUUUCCAAAACCAGAACAAUAAGAAAUAACUUUCCGGACUUAAUCGUCAAACCUUCUGAAUUCUUGAUGAAAUACGUACAUUUUCAAACAAUGGUAAAUGUUACACAAAGAUGGUAUUUUUAAUGGUGUGUGACAGAUGGUACAUGACAGCAUGUAAGACCUACCGGACCCAGAAACACGACUAAAGAACGCACAAAUCACAAAUAAGUAUUCCGGAGUUACGUUAAAAGCACAAAUGUUCUUCCUCAAAAUGGAUAUUCAGCAGAUUACUGCUGGAGUUGUAUAACACUGCUGUAUAAUGGCCACACUUUUUCAGGUUUAGACCCAUAUGGACUUCCAUUAUGCUGCAUAAUGUGCCUCUAACAGAGAGAAUAAUCAUUACUGUUAUCUCUGAAAUUCAUGACUUGCAGCCUUAAUGAACUAUGUAACCUAAUAGUCCUCUAAUGUGAAACUAUACGUCUGAAAUAACCACAUUCUGAGGUGUUGGAAUGAGCUGUUAAAGAAGUUGAAAUGACUGAUGAUCAGCUUAGUUUCUCAUGUAUGACUACAUCCGUUAGCAAAAUGUCUAACAUGCUAGCUUGAAUAUGGAUUCUGUGUAGAUGUUGGAUAUACAUCACUGUGCAAAAGUCAGAGACCACCUUUUUUAUUUUUCGUUCAUUUCCAGUCAAAACUGUCAUUAAACCCAAGUUAUCCAUUUCUCAGUUUCA
Molecule: messenger RNA, 2556 nt
Organism: Colossoma macropomum (tambaqui)
Lineage: Eukaryota; Metazoa; Chordata; Actinopteri; Characiformes; Serrasalmidae
Gene: scp2a
Product: sterol carrier protein 2a
Exons: 16
Coding region: 166-1782 (538 amino acids)
Molecular function (GO): acyltransferase activity, transferring groups other than amino-acyl groups
Source: RefSeq, a predicted model, not a curated record